GUUGCAGCACAGCUUUUGCUCAAAUGGGUUCCAAAAUUCCGACGAUUGACUUCAGUCACUUCCUCACAGGAUCUGCACAGGAUCGUCAGCGCACGGCCUGUGAAGUUGACAAUGCGCUGAAAUCGGUGGGCUUCUUCUAUCUUGUUGGCCACGGGAUUGAUCAAGAUACGGUUGAUGCAUGUUUUGAGAUGAGUAAACGAAUCUUCGAUCUGUCGCACGAUGCGAAGCAAACUCUUUCCGCAACGCCACACUCAUUCGACCAGGGAUAUCGGGGAAUCGGAAAGGAGACGAUUCGUGGUCAGAAAUGCGUGAAAGAGAGCUUUGAUUUUCGGAAUCCCAAGGACGACACGGUGGGGUUUUGGCCCAAUCAAGAGGAAUUGCCGGGAUUUCGUGAUUUUGCGGCGGAUUUCCAUCAGCUCUGUGCCGAACUGAUGGGCAAAUUGCUGGAAUGCCUCUCAGUCGCGCUGGAUCUGGAAAACGAGGAUUCCUUCAACCAGUACCAUACAGGAUCGAUGCACGUGUCGAGUCUCAUCCACUACCCUGCUGUAUCUACACAGCGUCUACGAUCUGGUGAAGUCAUCCGAAAUGCAGCGCACUCCGACUUGGGUACAUUGACACUGCUUUUUCAACACAACGUUGGCGGUCUCGAAGUUGCCGACAUGAGCUCGACGGACAAGAUCACAACUACUGCUGUCGAAAAAGAGGCGAAUUUCAUAGCCGUUGAUCCGACACCUGGGACAAUCGUGGUCAAUGUGGGCUACCUGCUGAUGCGAUGGACAAACGGGCGGUGGAAAAACGUGGUUCACCGAGUGGUAGAACCUGCGAACUGUAGCAGCACACAGAGCUCCCAAGAGAGCGUGGACUGUGACGAAAUGACCCCGGAGAGAUACAGCAUCGCCUUUUUCGGCUUUCCUGAUGCGGCUACAAUGGUUGAGCCUCUUCAAUCCUGCUGCAGUACCGAGAGGCCGAAGCGAUGGGGCCCGAUCAAUGCGGGCGAGUAUCUUCUCAAGAAAAGAGCAGUCCUGUAUUCCUGAAAUGUUCGCUGGACGAUAGCUGAUACGGUUUCCAUCCUUAUUUGCUCAAAUGUAGUUAUAUAUACCCACCAAGGUCUUUUAACGCCGCACUUCCAAUGGAC
Messenger RNA from Cladophialophora immunda, 1135 nucleotides. RefSeq lists its product as uncharacterized. The transcript has 3 exons. NCBI's taxonomy places the organism in Eukaryota, Fungi, Ascomycota, Eurotiomycetes, Chaetothyriales, Herpotrichiellaceae. Gene Ontology annotation, molecular function: dioxygenase activity. Bases 24 to 1034 code for a protein of 336 amino acids. The record is from RefSeq and is a predicted model, not a curated record.